UUGUGCCUGUAAUGGUUUGUUCUGGGUGGUCUUGAAUCGCUAUUGCUCUCUUGUCGACACCACGGGCACCGUAAAAGCGGUUCACAUGGUGCGCGGUACGUUGACCUUGAACCGCGCGUUACCAUGGUGAUGGUGCUGUUGUGAGCCGGGUAACAAACAAACAAACAAUCGCAACACAUAGCACAACGGGGCUGAAGCUGUGUGAAGGAUCAAUCCGGGGUUCGCCGGCCCUCGCAACAUGACGCUGUUCUUCGACACCAAGGUGCAGUUUCUCGAUAGUGAAGCGAUCAGCACGGUCAGCUCGUGGCACCCGGUCGAGCCAAUCUUUGCUGUCGCCUCGUACAGUAACGUGCGCGGUGGCUCGGUGACCAUCUUCGACGAUACGGGUAUACCACUGCGUGACGUGACGUUCCCGGUGCAUGCCACCUCACAGGCCACCGUGCUGACCUGGCACCCGGAGCGCAAGCUACUGCUGACCGGGUGGGAGAACGGGGAGAUACACGCGUGGUUCGAUGGGAAGCGCGACUUUGCGACGGUCAAUGGGCCGCACAAGUCGCCGAUCAUGCUGCUGGAGUUCAGCGAGAAGGGUGGCCGCGUCAUCACGGCCGAUGCGAUGGGCGUACUGACCGGGUGGCGCUUCGACGGUCAGUCGCAGUUUCUCACGCUGUUUAACCACGAUCUGCGCGACCCACUGCUGCACAUCACGUUCCGCCGCUCGUUCCAGAGCGUCAGCAGCAAAGAGCUGACCAGUUUGGCCAGGGCUGCCGUGGCCGGUGAUGAGGCAGCACUCGAUCAGCUGACCAACUGGCGACCCCGAACGGCGGUACGGAAUAUGGCUCACGCUAGCCUGCAGGACAACUACUGCUUCUACGCGUGCACCCAGACCGGCGUGCUGUACUACAUCAACCAGACGGGCACGUGCACGGAGAUCGUACGGGGGGAUAGCGUUCCCAUCAUGCAGAUCCUGUGGCACCCGAAGCAGGAUUCUAUUGUGAUUCUCAUGGAGGACAUCACGAUCGGACACUACGAGGUGGACGGGAACGGGCAAAUAACGGAGCUCGACCGGGUGAAGCUGUCCGGUAAGGUGGCGGGCUCGAAAAGCUCCAUCACCUGGGUGACGGGGUGUGCGCUGGCCAUCCUCACCGGUGACCUGUCGGUGCGCAUCUGGGACAUCGAAACGAGUGACAACUACGUGCUGUCGAUGGAGCUGUCGGUGGAGACAAGCGCACCGGACCACAGGCGACCGACGGCAGCGUUGGGCGCUAGCGGUGUUGGUGUUGGUGUUGCCGUGACACCGCCAGCUGUCAGCCAGGAAGCGUUUACCUGCGUGUCGUACUGUGGCGACACGCAAACACUGAGCGCCGGCACUAGCCAGGGCAAUCUGUAUACGUGGCGCCGCACGGUCGGUGGGUACGGGCGCACAUCGUACACCGACCAGCCGGAGUCCCAGUGGCAGCUAGCGAACGUGACCGGGGUCCGGGGCACAAUCAAGAGCCUUACCUGGGGCACCACCGACACGAACCGGCCCUGCAUGAUGGUCAACUGUCUGUCGGAUGUGUUUAUCCUGAAGGAGCAGGCCCUACUGGCGGCGCACACCCGCACACUGUGGGCGACGCAGCGGAAAUCGAACGAACUGCUGCUGCGCCACUGCACCGGCCGGGAAGCUACGCUACGGCUGGAAAACUCCAUCACCCACCUGGCGCUCAACGAGCUGCACCUGGUCGUUACGAAUGGGCGCACGGUUGGUGUGUACCGUGUACAGCAACCACCGGCCACCACCACCACUACGCCGGCCCCAGUUACACCCGCCAAACCGGCCGAAACCGGCAAGGCGUUCCAGGGGGCUGAUGGCGAUCACGGUGAUCCCGGUGCGCUGCUCAUCUCGUUCGUUGGCAGCUUUGCGGUCGAAUGUGUGGCCGUGUACCUGUAUGAGCAGAACAUUGUGGCGCUCGGUACCGAGCAGGUCCGGGUGUACUCGCUCUGUGGCGUUACCCUCCAGGAGAUCGUGUUCAGCGAGCAUGAAGGCAAACCGAUCGGUGCCGAUCUGCACGGCCCCUUUCUGACCGUGUUCACGCUCGGCGGCUACCUCAAGCUGUACGAUGUGUCGCGGCACGACGUGAAGCAGCUCCAGCCGGCCCGCUGUGGCUACACCAUGUUCGAGCAGUUUGGCGAAAUUAUCGCCGCGAAAACGAACGCCACCGGGACGCACGUGGCGCUGACCAUCGCUAACGAGCAGCUACACCCGGACGGGGCCCUCUAUCUCUGGUGCCUCGAGAGUAACGUGCUGAAACCGUACGUGUUUCAGCCGCCGGCCGAUGGUGACCGGGUCACACCGGCGAAGACGGGUCGCGCCGGCAGCCGCUCCACCCUCCUGCCCGUUGCCUUCCACUGGGACGCGGACGAUCCCCGGCUGGUGGCGUGCGAGACGAAACCAUUGGCGAGGGCACGAACGGGUGCGCAGCAUCCACAGCCCGCCUGCCAGCUGCACGUCCUGUUUGUCGAUGGGCACCGGUCGGAGCUGGCCGAGCUGGAAGUAAGCUCCAGUGGCCAGUGGUGUAGCGAUGGUGUGGAGCAGCAGCACCAGCAGCAGCAGCAACUAAUUGGCCUGUGUGUACCGCACCUGGUUGUGCUGCAGCGCAACAGUAUCGUGCGGUUGCCGCUGCGCGACUUCAAGGGCCUGGAAGAGUGCGAUCUGGUGACGCGCGGCAUGGUGCUCAACUUUAGCCUGAAUGUGGCGCAGGAAAACAUGGACCAGGCGUUCAGCUGCAUCCGGUCGCUGCGCUCCGACACGGUGUGGAUGAAUCUGGCCAAACUGUGCGUCCAGACGGGCCGGCUGGAUGUGGCGAAGGUGUGCCUGGGCCAUCUGCGGCGGGCCCGCUCGGUACGGGCGUUGCGCCGUGCCCUGGACGAUGUGGCGCUCGAGCAGGAAGCGCGGGUGGCGGUGCUCGCGAUCGAACUGGGUAUGGUGGGCGAGGCGGAAGCGCUGUACAAGCGGUGUGGCCGGUACGAUCUGCUCAACAAGCUGUACCAGGCGUCGGGCCGUUACGAGGAAGCGCUGGAGGUGGCGGAACACCUGGAUCGGGUGCACCUGCGCAACACGUACCACCGGUACGCCGAGUGGCUGAAGGAGCACGGCCAGACGCAACGGGCGAUCGAGUGUUACGAGCGGACGAGCAGCCUCCUGCACACCGUCAGCCAGCUGCUGCUCGACGAUCCGGUCGCACUGAAGCAGUACAUGCAGUCGACGGCCGAUCCGGAGCUACUCCGCUGGUGGGCCCAGUACGUCGAGUCGAGCGGCGAGAUGGAAGGUGCGUUCAAGAUCUACCAGCGGUCGGCGGACUGGUUCGCCCAGGUGCGGAUCCUCUGCUUUAUCGGGCAGGUAAACCGGGCGGACGAGAUAGCGCGGGCGAGCGGUGAUCGGGCCGCCUGUUACCAUCUGGCGCGGUACUACGAGAACGCGGGCAAGUUCGGUGAGGCGAUCCACUUUUACACGCGCGCCCGUACGUACGGGAAUGCGGUGCGCAUCUGCAAGGAGAACGACCUGCGGGACGAGCUGUGGACGGUGGCGUGUGGGGCGCGGGCCCGCGAUAAAGCGUCCGCGGCCGGCUACUUCGAGGAGGCGGGUGAACCGCGCCGUGCCGUCGAACUGUACCACCGGGCCGGCAUGCUACACAAGGCGGUCGAGCUGGCGUUCCGGUCCCAGCAACCGGAAGCGCUCCAGGUGAUAGCGGCCGAACUGGAUGCCCGCUCCGAUCCGGAACUGGUGGGCCGGUGUGCCGAGUUUUUCCUGGCCAGCGAGCAACCGUACCGGGCGGUACAGCUACUGGCCAACACCCGGCAGCUGGAGCGUGCGCUCGAGAUUUGCGCUAGCCACAGUGUGCCGGUGACGGAGACACUGGCCGAGCUGUUGACACCGGGCAAGGAUGAGCUCGUCGGUGCGCCGGCCGUCCGGUCGGGGGUGUUGUUGCGGUUGGGCGAACUACUCCAGGAGCAGGGUGAUUACCAUUCGGCGACGAAAAAGUUCACCCAAGCGGGCGAUAAGGUGCGGGCGAUGAAGAGUCUCCUCAAGUCCGGUGACACGGAGAAGAUCAUCUUUUUCGCCGGCAUGUCCCGGCAGCGUGAGGUUUACGUGAUGGCGGCCAACUACCUGCAGGCCCUGAACUGGCAGACCGACGCCAAGAUCCUGAAGCACAUCGUGACGUUCUACAGCAAGGGGCAGGCGUACGGGCAGCUGGCCAACUUUUACGCCAACUGUGCCCAGGCCGAAAUCGACGAGUUCCGGGACUACGAGAAGGCGCUCAAUGCGCUGCAGGAGGCGGCCAAGUGUUUGACACGGGCUGGUGGUGGUGGUGGUGGUGGUGGUGGUGGUGGUGCGGUGCAACCGCUCGCCCUCGCCGACACGCUCCAGCAGGCGAUGGGUGAGGUGCGGCGGAUGGUCGAGCUGCAGGACGCGACCGAGCGGCGCGAGUACGGCAACGUGAUCCGGCUGAUCAAGGUGCGGCUGGAGGAGCAGGGCUCGGAACCGCCGGUACCACCGGUCCGUGUCUGGGAUCUGCUCGGCCUGCUGGUGGAGUGUUUGGUGGCGGUGGGGUCCCACUCGGAAGCGUUGCACUACCUGCGUGAGCUGGCGCACCGCAAACCCGACUGGUACCGGCAGGAGCUGGUCGAGAGGGCGGUACUGGACCGGUUGGUCACCGAGACCGGUGUCAACCUGGAGCAGUACGUGGUGGUGGCGAAGGUGAAGCGACCGACCACGGCCACCAUCUCCAGUAUGAGUGACGACGAGGAGAUCCAGGAGGAGUGUGAGUGAGUUGAGCAC
Anopheles aquasalis is the source of this 4819-nucleotide messenger RNA. It is a transcript of the gene rempA, whose product is annotated as intraflagellar transport protein rempA. Gene Ontology annotation, molecular function: protein binding. NCBI's taxonomy places the organism in Eukaryota, Metazoa, Arthropoda, Insecta, Diptera, Culicidae. Gene Ontology annotation, cellular component: ciliary basal body; intraciliary transport particle A; axoneme. The record is from RefSeq and is a predicted model, not a curated record. Gene Ontology annotation, biological process: intraciliary retrograde transport.